AGAUGUGGUUCUUAGAGAUGUUAACAAGUUGAGAUAACAACGACAAUUCAUUGUUUGUAUCUAUUCGCAAUUAUAAGCGAUUUCAAUAGUUUGUUGUGUUAUUAUUUUAUUAAAACGAACUCUAUUCAAUAUGACAAAAAUCACAAUUUUAUUGAUCGCCUGUGUCGUUGCUUUGGUGUUAGCAGAAAAUGAAAUAAGUGACAUACAAGAUUUAGAUUUAGCAAAGCUCCUACAGAAUGAGCGUGAGAGAAAAGAUGUAUUUGCUUGUCUUAUGGAGCAGGCGCCUUGUGGAAAAUACCAAAAGUUCAAAGACUCAAUAACUCAGAAGAUAAAAACAAAGUGCAAGGAUUGUACUCCAGCAGAAAACGAAAGAUAUAAUAUGUUUUCGCAGCUGCUCUCCAUCACAUAUCCCGACAAAUUGAACGCUUUGCGAGCUAAAUAUCGAAAGUCACGGACCACUUACAAUGUUACCGCUAAGUUCAAUAUCGUCAGUGUCAUCAUGAGAACCUGGCUGCUAGUCGUGUGCGUGCUGACGGUGGUGGCCUCCUGCUACUCACAACAACAACAACUUUACAACCGCUAUGAUAAUUUCAAUGCUGACUCCAUCAUUCAAAACGAGAGGAUUCUCCUCGCCUAUUACAAGUGUGUCAUGGAAAAGGGACCGUGCACUAAGGACGGCAAGAAUUUUAAGCGUGUCUUGCCCGAAACUCUGCAAACAGCUUGUGGAAGGUGUUCUCCAAAACAAAAGUCUGUCGUGAGAAAAAUGCUUUUAGGCAUAAGAUCGAAAAGUGAAGUCAGAUUCACUGAACUUCUGGACAAAUACGACCCCACCGCACUCAACAGAGAUGCACUUUAUAAUUUCUUAGUGACUGGUAAUUAAUAAGCGAAGAACCAAUUAAACCGUUUGCUCUGUUUUGAUUUAUUGUUAAUUAAUAAUAAACUAUCAAUUAUUAAAGUAUUCAUAGAUCGCAAUAAACAAUUCUUGAAACAGAGCAUAAAUAGGCAUUCUGCCUCGCAUAGAACCUGUAAUAGUAGGUAAUAGUAUUAAGUUAUAAAUAAAUACUUGAUAGCUAAA
This is a messenger RNA of Colias croceus (clouded yellow), 1075 nucleotides long. RefSeq lists its product as uncharacterized. The transcript is spliced from 6 exons. The record is from RefSeq and is a predicted model, not a curated record. Lineage: Eukaryota; Metazoa; Arthropoda; Insecta; Lepidoptera; Pieridae. Bases 131 to 880 code for a protein of 249 amino acids.